Acanthosepion pharaonis is the source of this 522-nucleotide messenger RNA. The record is from the annotation of a GenBank genome assembly. NCBI's taxonomy places the organism in Eukaryota, Metazoa, Mollusca, Cephalopoda, Sepiida, Sepiidae.
AUGUCUUACGUGUGUUUUGAAAGACUUGCAUACAACAAUAACUAUGUCGAGUUUGUCUUUGAAAUAAUUCUUAUCUAUCUAUCUAUCUAUCUAUCUAUCUAUUGCGGACUAUUCAUAUUUAUCUAUCUAUCUACCUACCAAUCUAUCUAUCGAUCAAUCUGUCUCGGUCUGUUCAUAUCUAUCUAUCUAUCUAUCUAUCUAUCUAUCUAUCUAUCUAUCUAUCUAUCUAUCGCUUUUAUUGCCAGCAGCACUCAUUGUGCAAAAUUUGUGUGUGUGUGUGUGUGUGUGUGUGUGUGUGUGUGUGUCGCUGACUGUUCAUAUAUAUCUAUCUACCAAUCUAUCUAUCGAUCUAUCUGUUUCGGUCUGUUCAUAUCUAUCUAUCUAUCUAUCUAUCUAUCCAGCGCUUUUAUUGCCAGCAGCACUCAUUGUGCAAAAUUUUUGUGUGUUUGCGUGUGUGUUUCGGUCUGUUUAUAUCUAUCUAUCUAUCUAUCUAUCUAUCUAUCUAUCUAUCUAUCUAUCUAA